This is a messenger RNA of Rotaria sp. Silwood2, 1041 nucleotides long. NCBI's taxonomy places the organism in Eukaryota, Metazoa, Rotifera, Eurotatoria, Philodinida, Philodinidae. The record is from the annotation of a GenBank genome assembly.
AUGGCUUCUUCGAAAUGUUCUAUCGAUGGAUGUAAACGCAAUUCUGAUGCUCUAUGCGAUCAUUGUAAAAGUCAACUCUGUACUAAGCAUUUUAUUGAACAUGUGAAACUUGUAAACAAUGAACUCCCUGCUCUUUCCGAUGAGAUCAAUUCAAUCGUCGAUAAACUACAACAGCGUGAUCUUACUCGUUAUGUUUUCGAGCAAAUUGAGCAAUGGAGAGAGGAAAGUCAUCGACGUAUUGACGAAAUAUGUGAUGAGAAAAAACAACAGUUAAAAAUUGAAAUAGAUCAAAACAUAAAUAAUCACAUGAAGAAACUUCGUGAACUAGGUCAAGAAGUGAAAGAAUUGAUCGAUGAAGGAGAUGCUUCAUUUAAACAAAUUGAAAAUAUUAAGAACAGUAUUGAAAAAUGUGGAGAACAGUGUAAACAAUUCGAAAUAUCAGAUUAUUUUCGUUUGAACUUUAAAGCAGUCAAUUUCGAAAUCACAUUAUUGCAUCAUGAAUUAUUUACAGGUGGUGGCACACUUUUAUCAGUUGAACAUCAAUUGAAAUUGAAUGAAUUCUAUGGUAUAGAAGGACAAAAAUGGACAUUAGUUUACAAAGCAACACGAGAUGGCUUUUCUGGUUCUGAUUUUCAUCGAUGUUGUGAUAAUCAAGGUCCAACAAUAACUGUUAUUCGAUCGACAGAAGGUGGUUAUCUAUUUGGUGGAUAUACAUCUGUUUCUUGGAAUCCAGUAGAAAGUUAUGUUCAUGACUGUAAUGAUCCAUGUUUGUUCACAUUAAUUAAUCCACAUGAAAUUUCUCCAACUAAGUAUUCAGUACAAGUUCCAGUCUAUUCUAUCUAUGCCGGUACAAACUAUGGUCCAACAUUUGGCGGUGGUCACGAUUUGUAUGUUAGUAAUAAUAGUCAAACAAACAGAGACAACUACUUUAAUUUUCCUCAUUCGUAUACCGAUACAACAGAUCGAGGUGCAGUGACUUUUACUGGUGAAAAAAACUUUCAACCAAGCGAUAUCGAAGUGUAUCGACUAAUGCAAGCAUAG